AUGGCCGCAAUCACAAACCACGUCCUGAGGGGUUCCACUGCGAGCUUCAUCCGCCUAGCCCGACAUCAUGCUUCUCGCCGCCUCGCCUUGCGCUCUCAUGCUCGCUGGCAGUCUUCGCUUGCUGCAGAGACUGCGAACGUCGAUAACAUCAAGGAGCGACAGGAAAAGCCGAAUAUCUUGUCGCAGGCGCGCUACAGCGACAUUGGCGUCCAGCACCUCAGCGCCCACGUGUACAAGCAGAUAUUCCCCGACGGAACCACGCCGCCGCCACCGGAACUCGUAGAGCUCUCCAGGGACCACUUGCGCCGUCACGAUCUGCUCGGAAAGAACACCGACAACAGCGACCCCAUCGCCUUCGACCUCCCCGAGCUGCAAGGACGAACCCUAGAUGAGCACUUCCACAAGCUUGCGGUUGACUCUGCCGAACCUUACCUGUCGCUCGCGAAACAGUUUGCGAGGGCGAACGCACCGCCAAAGCCGCGGAAAUGGGUCCGCCGCAGUGGAUGGACCAAAUACUAUUCGGACGGCAGGACGGAAGCCGUUGACGCGCCCGAUGAUUCCAUGUUGUGUUUUGAUACCGAGGUCUUGUGGAAGGAGAGCUCGUUUGCCGUCAUGGCUUGCGCCUCGAGUCCGACGGCUUGGUAUGCCUGGCUGUCCCCUUGGCUGCUGGGCGAGUCCGAAUCCGAUCGGCACUUGAUCCCACUGGGCGACCCAACGAAAGAGCGAGUGAUAGUAGGACACAAUGUCGGAUAUGACCGAGCGAGAAUACUGGAAGAGUACGACGUAAAGCAAACGCGCAACUCCUUCAUGGAUACCAUGUCGCUCCACGUGGCUGUAAACGGCAUGUGCUCGCAGCAAAGACCGACGUGGAUGAAGCACAAGAAGAGUCGAGAGCUGAGAGACAAGAUUGCGAGCCAGACCGACGAUGUACAGUUGGCGGAGCUUCUGGGAAACAGUGCACUCCGGCAGGAGGAGGAGGAGCUUUGGGUGGACCGAAGUUCGGUCAACUCGCUCCGCGACGUGGCCAAGUUCCAUCUCGACGUCACCAUUGACAAGGCUGUACGCGACGAGUUUGGCACACUCGACCGAGCCGGCGUGUUGGGCAAACUAGACAACCUGCUGGACUACUGUGCUGCCGACGUUGCUAUCACUCACCGGGUGUACCAGAUCGUGUUCCCCAACUUCCUCGACACCUGCCCCCAUCCCGUCAGUUUCGCGGCGUUGCGCCAUCUGUCGUCCGUCAUCUUGCCCGUCAACAAGACCUGGGACGCUUACAUCCACAAUGCCGAGGCCACCUACCGUGAGCUAUCCGAUGCCGUCCAGGAGCGUCUGAUCGGGCUCACCGAACAGGCCCUCGCCAUCAAAGACGACCCGGAGAAAUGGGGCAACGAUCCAUGGCUGAAGCAGCUGGACUGGUCUGGCCAAGAAAUCAAAAUGGUCAAGGGCAAGAAAAAGAACGAUCCUCCACGGCCGGCUGCGAGGCAAAAGAUGCCCGGCAUGCCGCAGUGGUACAAGGACUUGUUCCCGAAGAACGACUCUCCCAUCAACAUCACAGUAAGGACCCGCAUCGCCCCGAUCCUGCUCAAGCUCUCGUGGGACAACCACCCACUGUUUUGGUCAGACAAGUACGGCUGGACAUUCCGGGUGGCUGCGAGCGAAGCAGCGGAUUACCAGCAAAAGCAGAUGAUCCAGUGCGAUUUCUCCGACACCGAGAGCGAUGCUGCGCUACAGGAAGAUGGCGGCCUCUUCUUCAAGCUACCACAUAAGGACGGGCCCAUGGCAAGGUGCGUCAACCCGAUGGCCAAGGGAUACCUAUCCUACUUUGAGAAGGGCACGUUGUCUUCGGAGUAUCCGUACGCCAAGGAAGCUUUGGAGAUGAACGCGUCGUGUUCGUACUGGAUCAGUGCCCGCGACCGCAUCAGGUCACAGAUGGUUGUGUAUGAAGACGAUAUUCCGGGUGAAGGCAAGGAGGCGAGCUCCAAGAAGAAGAGAGAUCCGGAACACGUCCAAGGCUACAUCCUGCCUCAGAUCAUACCCAUGGGCACCAUCACGAGAAGAGCAGUGGAGAACACGUGGCUCACGGCGAGUAAUGCGAAGAAGAACAGAGUCGGAUCGGAGCUCAAAUCGAUGGUCAAGGCGCCGCCGGGUUACAGCUUUGUGGGUGCCGACGUGGACUCGGAGGAGCUCUGGAUCGCGAGUUUGGUAGGAGACGCGACCUUCAAGCUCCACGGUGGUAACGCCAUCGGGUUCAUGACAUUGGAGGGCACAAAGGCCGCCGGCACGGAUCUGCACUCGCGGACGGCGAGCAUUCUGGGCAUCACCAGAAACGAUGCCAAGGUGUUCAACUACGGCCGCAUCUACGGCGCCGGCCUCAAGUUUGCCGGUCAGCUGCUCAGGCAGUUCAACCCUAACCUCUCGGAGAAGGAGACGAACGAGACAGCUUCGAGGCUUUAUGCCAAGACGAAGGGCACCAAGACGAGCAGGUCGGUCCUGAGCAAGCGGCCAUUCUGGCGCGGCGGGACAGAAUCCUUCGUUUUCAAUAAGCUCGAAGAGUUUGCGGCCCAAGAGCGGCCACGGACAUUUGUCCUGGGCGCGGGCAUCACGGAGGCUCUGAUGCGCCGGUUUAUCAACCAGAACGGCUACCUGACCUCACGUAUCAACUGGGCAAUCCAGUCCUCAGGCGUCGACUACCUCCAUCUCCUGAUCGUAGGCAUGGACUACCUCACUCGACGGUUCAACAUCGAUGCUCGGCUCGCCAUCACCGUGCACGACGAAAUUCGAUAUCUCGUCAGGGACCACGACAAAUACCGUGCCGCGAUGGCUCUCCAGGUGGCGAAUGUUUGGACAAGGGCAAUGUUUGCCCAACAAGUGGGCAUCAACGAUCUGCCUCAGUCGGUGGCAUACUUCUCCGCCAUCGACAUUGACCACGUCCUCCGCAAGGAAGUCGACAUGGACUGCGUGACACCAAGCCACAAGACCGCCAUCCCCCCGGGAGAGAGCAUCGACAUUACUGCCCUACUCGCCAAGGGGGCCGAGGCCUGCCUGGACCCUUCCAUCGUGCCUGACCCGGCGCAUGCGCCCAAGCUCGACGGGAUCGAGUACACGCCACGCACGCCCGUCAUGGAUACACUCGAGGAUUCGACAUCGGCCGAUCCCUACUUUCUCAAGGCGCAGAUCGUGAGCACAGAGAUAGAGCUGAGCCAAGUGCUCAAGGACAGGAGACAGGCGGUCAAGGUACAGGAGGAGAAGAAGCCGCGCGCAGCCAGGCCCAAGAAGGAGCGCAGCGUGCUGCCGUACCAAUCAGACGCAAAGCUGGUGCCGACCAUGACAGUGUCGGACGCCUUCGGACACAACAAGUACGGUUCGCGAUUCGAACCGAAGAACCGGUGGACGACAUGGCAAAAGGAGAAGGGCACUGGUCGCUUCGGACCGAGCUCGAGAAUAUAA
Molecule: messenger RNA, 3447 nt
Organism: Colletotrichum higginsianum IMI 349063
Lineage: Eukaryota; Fungi; Ascomycota; Sordariomycetes; Glomerellales; Glomerellaceae
Product: DNA polymerase family A
Exons: 2
Coding region: 1-3447 (1148 amino acids)
Biological process (GO): mitochondrial DNA replication
Cellular component (GO): gamma DNA polymerase complex; mitochondrion
Molecular function (GO): DNA-directed DNA polymerase activity; DNA binding; 3'-5' exonuclease activity
Source: RefSeq, a predicted model, not a curated record